Messenger RNA from Trichomonas vaginalis G3, 366 nucleotides. Its product is annotated as ribonuclease inhibitor domain-containing protein. Lineage: Eukaryota; Parabasalia; Trichomonadida; Trichomonadidae. The coding region runs from base 1 to 366 and encodes 121 amino acids. The record is from RefSeq and is a predicted model, not a curated record. The transcript has a single exon.
AUGGAGAGUAUCGGCUCAUGCUCAUUCUACAAUUGCAUCAAUCUUGUCCGCGUCAUUUUCAGUGGCAGCCGUAUUAAUACUAUUGACUACAUGGCAUUCUAUGGUUGCAGUAAGCUUUCAUACAUCUUCCUUGGCACUGAUACGCACGUCACAUCCAUUGGCACAAAUGCCUUUGAAGGAUGUUUUCUUCUCAACAGAUGUGGUUCAAUCACAUGUCCAUCUGUAACAAUUCCUUUAUUCGAAGAACAUAAAAUAUCUAAAACAUCAUUUCUAACAGACUGUGACUACUUCUGUCAAUCACUUAACAAUGCUAAAUCUUCUUUCAUCUCACCAAUAAGCUUAAUCACUCCUUUCAUACUCAUGUAA